AUGGGAAAUCAAUAUUUUCGUAAUUGUUCUUUUCAAAACUGCUUCUUAACUACGGAUAGAAAGUUAGAACGCCACGCUGCUGCUAUUGUCUUCUUUGAUCGUGACUUAAUGGGCCAUUUAAUGAAUUUUGAUUUGCCGGAUUAUCAACAUCGAAUCAACUCUCAACGAUGGGUUUAUUACAAUAUUGAAUCACCAAAGAAUACUUAUUGGUUAACUUCACCCUUUAAAUCAAUCAUAAUGUUCAAUUGGACCAUGUCCUAUAGGAGAGAUUCUGAUGUUCAUGCUUAUUAUGGUAGUUAUGGUGUACGCGAUUAUCCAUCACGAUCAUUGGGUAAUGUCAAUUAUUUAGCUAGCAAAAAGAGAUUUGUGGCAUGGAUGGCAAGCUCAUGUUUAGAGGAUAGGACAAAUUUUGUUUAUGAGCUAUCAUUUCAUACUGAAAUUGAUGUCUAUGGUUCAUGUGGCAAUCGCAAAUGUCCACGUAGUCGCGAAUGUUGGGAUAAAAUUUUAAGGGAUUAUCGCUUUUAUUUAGCAUUAGAAAAUUCUUAUUGUAUCGAUUAUGCCACGGAAAAAUUAUGGAAUGCACUAACUCACGAUGUCAUUCCUGUGGUAUGGGGUGGCGCCGAUUAUCAUAAAACCGCCCCUCCAAAUUCCUUUAUUGAUAUCCGUCAAUUUAGUACAGUCAUCGAUCUGGCUAAUUAUUUAAAUAGAGUUGGAACGGAUCCUAAACUUUAUAAUUCCUUUUUCGAAUGGAAGAUUCAUUGGUUUAUUAAACCGCCGCAACAUUGGUGUAAUCUAUGUAAAAAACUCAAUGAUCGUACUCAACCUAGGAAAUGGUAUAAAUUAUUAGAUAAUUUGUGGGAUCCUCUUUCUAGCUGUUUUCCUAAUGAUUAUCCCCGUGAUAUCCAUUAG
Molecule: messenger RNA, 909 nt
Organism: Trichoplax adhaerens
Lineage: Eukaryota; Metazoa; Placozoa; Uniplacotomia; Trichoplacea; Trichoplacidae
Exons: 1
Coding region: 1-909 (302 amino acids)
Cellular component (GO): membrane
Molecular function (GO): alpha-(1->3)-fucosyltransferase activity
Source: RefSeq, a predicted model, not a curated record